Molecule: messenger RNA, 666 nt
Organism: Vigna radiata var. radiata (mung bean)
Lineage: Eukaryota; Viridiplantae; Streptophyta; Magnoliopsida; Fabales; Fabaceae
Product: SNF1-related protein kinase regulatory subunit gamma-like PV42a
Exons: 2
Coding region: 1-666 (221 amino acids)
Source: RefSeq, a predicted model, not a curated record
AUGAGCGUUUUGGGCACCCACUUUCUACUACACAUCAUUUCAAGCACUUCUCUUUACUGGGAGUCCGCUUUUAGCUACCAAAUACUGACUCAGAUGGAUAUGCUCAAGUUGUUGCAUGGUCGUGUUGGUGAACUACACAGCAUUUUAUCACGUUCUGUUCAGGAUUUGGGGGCUGACACUGUACAGAUUUAUGCCAUCACUAACCACACAAAAGUUGUUUAUGCCAUAAAGUGCUUAAAGGUAGCUAUGUUAAACGUUGUUCCUAUUGUUAGAGCUGGUGAUGUCGGUCAAGGUGAUCACAAGCAGCUUAUAAAUGGAAGAUGCAGGAAGCUUAUUGGUACAUUUUCUACAACUGAUUUGAGGGGAUGCCAUAUAACCUCGCUAAAAUCAUGGUUGGGAAUAAGUGCACUAGCAUUCACUGAAGAAGUUGAAUCCAGUCCAUUGUACAGUGAGUCAGACAUGCAGAAUAGAGGAUCCUCUAGAAGGGAGCUUGUGACCUGUUAUGCUGAAUCACCUUUGUCUGAGGUAAAUGAGAAGGCAGUGACUAAUCCUGUUCAUCGAGUUUGGGUGGUUAAUCAAGAGGGUUUGCCCGUGGGGCUUGUGUCCCUUACCGAUGUAAUUAGAGUUAUAAGGCAUUCUCUGCUAUCAGAUUCGAAUGAUCAAUGA